UUUUGACUCAAAACAUCAGAAGAAAUCGUAGCGAUGUUUAAAUUUUAGCUAUUUGGGUAGCCCAUAGAGUGCACCAGAGACAAGGUUAAAAAAUGUCUGGCCCACCUGGACCCAAGCCUAUUGGAGUCCCUUCCAAGCUCGGUAUGUAUGUAAGUGACCCUCAGUCAUUUUAUGGCCACCCUGGUUUUGGGGAUCUGAAGCACUCCCUCUGUCUGAUGCUGCCACAUUUGUCAUUUGUCUAUUUCCUCUAUGCUAUAACAACUCCCUGGUUUCUGAAAGCGUGCUUGAGCUGAGGUAAAUACUAAAAUAGAUUAGAAGAAUUGCACAUGUGGGAUCAUGUGCAUACACAAGGAUUAAAGCUAUAGCCUGACUGGAUAAAUGCAUUGUCAUAGUUACUUCCGCUAUUCAGCAUAAACAGGAAGAUGAAGCUCGUGAAAUAAAGGAAGGUGACAAUACCAGUAAUAAUAGUAGCAGUUUAACAGGUAACAACAAUUUUAUAAACUCAAGAUAUGACAGCACCAUUUUUCCUGCAGCAAAGUCUACAUCUUGGAGGUCAAACCUCAAUAGGAAAUAUGCCAAUGCUAGGACAGCAUGGCAUUGACCCUGCAAGCAAUGACCAACCUCUUCAAUUCAGUGCCAAAUCUGGGCCAAAGGUCAUAAUGGGUUCAUCUGUAGAAGAAGGCAUAAAGAAAGAUCGUCGAGAUAUGAUGAGUGUUCGUAGAAGAUACUCAGAUAAUACAGUGGGAAUCGGAGGUCCCAUCAUGCCGGGCAUGAACACACCAGGACCUGGAAUGAACAGUCCUAAUAUGGGUGGUAACGGAAUGGGGUCGAUGAACCCCAAUUGGAAUCUGGGAUCCAUGUGGAAUGAGGGAGGAGGAAUGAUUCCAGCAUUUGAUCAGAUGCCAGCUAAUGGUGCACUUGGCAGAGGAGGUAUGCCUGGUGGUGGUGGACUUCCUGGGAACAUGGUAGGGGGGAAUGACAUGCUUCCCCUGCCUCAGAUGAUGCAACAAAAGGAAGUGAUCCAUCUGACAGGUGCUACAUUGUUUCCGCCACCAGUUGGUGCACCUCCAUCUGUUCGUGAGAAACCAUACGGCUGCCGUACCAUUUUUGUUGGCGGUCUGCCAGAGAACGUCACAGAAGAUCUAGUACGAGAAAUGUUUGCUUGUUGCGGGGAGAUUGUGAGUUAUCGUAAAGGAAAGAAAAAUUUCUGCCAUGUGAGAUUCAGCGAGGAAGUGGCUGUAGACAAGGCAUUGUAUAUCUCAGGUUAUAGGUUGUGCAUAAACAACAGUAAGGAGCCGGAUAAUAUAGGGCGUAUACAUGUAGACUAUGCACAAGCACGCGAUGAUCAGUAUGACUUUGAAUGCCGGCAACGCCAAUUUGCCCGUGAGAUGAGACAUCGUGUUCGGAUGGAGGAGCAACUUCUUCGACCACCAUCUCCACCGGUUAUGGCCAUUCCAUAUUCAGAUCACGAAUCUACAGCUCUCGCAGAAAAUCUCAAAUCCGAUGAAAACUUUUUGGCGGCAGUAUCUCUGUUGAUCUCUUGGUUGGACAAAGGGGAUUGCACCAAGAGAACUGCCAGUACAUUCUACAGUAUGAUCCAAUCUGUGAACAGCCAAGUGAGACGACUAAUGAAUGAAAAACAGACAUACGUUGAUGAGUGGGAGGUUGCCAAGAAUGUGUAUAGACACAGGGUCAAUGGCUUAUUCAACCAAUUCAGCCUGAUAGAGAGCGUAUUUGUGAGUGCUACCAAGCAACGAGCAUGGGACCAUUUUACUAAGCCUCAGAGGAAAAACAUAGAUACAUGGAAGAAGCAAGCAAAGAAAAUCAAGUUGAGUCAACAAGAAGAGUUGAGUAACAUUUUAAAUGAGAAAGGUGAGGCAGACAUGGAUGUAUCAGAUGAUGAAGAUGCGGAAACCAAGACCCUGUUGAUGGUUCAAAGUGCACAGGAGUACGCUGCCAAAAACCAGUUGCUGCAGGAGUCAUCGGAAGCUAAGAAGAUAAAAUUAGAUUCAGAUGAAGAAGUAAACACACUUAAAGAAGAAAACGACACAAUGCGAUGUCAACUUGAAGCAUUCAAAAAUGAGAUGGAGCUGCUUAAAGUUGAACGUGCGAAGGAGUAUGAGGAAAAGGAUACGCAGAUUAAAGCGUUACAACAUGCCUUGCUUGGCAUGCAACAGCAACUAAUGGAAGCAAAAGGAAACCUUAAAAAACAUGAUGAAGAAAAGAAAAAACAGGAGACUGAGAAGCCAUCCGAGUUGACAAAUUGGCUCAAGACGUCCACCUCAUCACGGGAUGUUGAUAGCGAAAAUAAAGAGAAAACCAGCAGUAGCAAAGAAGGUAGCGAGACAACUCCAGAGACUGUGUUAACGGAAACGGACGGUAUGCUUGUAGGCUUACUCGCAACGUUCCUUCACGUUCAUCCCUUUGGUGCAUCCAUCGAGUACCUCUGGUCCUACCUGCAACGCCUGGACCCAAAGGUCACCCCAAGGGAAAUCGAGUCGAUCUUGGUGAAGCUACCAACAGUGUUUAAACAGGAGCUUUUCGGGGUUGGAGCAACACUAGAGAAAAGGUGGCAGUUCAUUGGAUUUAAGACUUGUCUAAAAGAGAAGGAAUGAGUCACAGUCUUGUGGAAAAUUGAUACAUUAAUUUGCGUUGUGAAAUUGCAGCUAAUUUAUGCAGAUAUUUUCAAAGGACAUUUUAUCAGAGAGAUUUUUAUGAAAAAUGUUCAGAAAUGCUCAAAGGAAUUUAUUCUCUACAUAUGGAGUCACUCAUGGACAUUGAACAAACUUCUCAAUUCACUGUGGAGUAUUCCUAGCUGUUGAUUGACCAAUAUCAUUCCAAUUUUCCUUUUUACCCAUUUAUAUUCCUGGGCCACAAAGACGAUAAGUGUAAACUAUCUUUCCCAAAGAUGUAGGCAGUGAGCUAUAAACCCAAAACCUUUAAAAUCACAAAACCAGCACCAGUGUUACACUAACACACAUACAAAUGUAUUAACCACAGUGUCUGACUACACCCUUGGAAAAUGUGUGGGUUACAAUGGCAUGAUCUGAAUGUUCAGAUUAAUAAUGUGGAGAGCAGCGACACAUCUGUCUGUUGUGUAAUAUGCAAGACAUAUUAAUACUAUUUUAGAUAUUAGACGUACAGUAAAUGUAAAAUGUAUAUAUUAUAAAGAAUGAAUGAAUUCAUACAGUAUUAGGGUUCUGGGGACCCAGUGCAGAGCCUACCGUCAUCAGCACACCAGAAAGUGUAACCUCAUUUUAAAUAGUCCUAGAAGGUCAGCUGAUAUUCAGAGGCCCUCCUACAUAAAUGAAAUAGCAUGAUGCUUUUAUCAGCGAAGUUUCUUUAUGAUGCUUAGGGAGUGGAGUUUUUUUUUUUAGUCGUGAGAAAAAGUCCUACUGUCACAGGAAUUGAACCCAGGACCCUGGGAUUAGAAGUCAAGCAUCUUAACCACUUAGCUAUUCAACUCCAUUUCUUCUUUUAAAAGAUAAUGUAACAACAGUAAAAUAUAUUUUGUAUAAUACUGUAAUAAAAGAAGACUGAUUUUGUGGUGCCCAGUGACUGGUAUGAAACCAAUACCCAAUUGAUGUGAUGCUUCUUUGGAGACUUUGUCAAUUAUUGAUCAGAUAUGCAGUGGCGUAACAAAGAGGCCAUGGCUAAGACUUUUUAAAGCCUGGGGCUGGGUUCGGGUAUAGAGCCCAGUGGAGCACAGGGUAACAAUUCAGCAUUUUUAAUGUUUUAGGGGUGUAUUUUGAUGUUUUUCUUUACAUAAAAAAAAAAAAUAAAAAAUGCUGAUGAAUAUCCCAGGGAUCCUUUAAGGUCUGGGCCCUGGAUUUAGCCAGUGAGAGCUCAUAGCUGUUACUCCAAUACAGAUAUGGAUCCAGUUCAUGCAAAAUAAAUUCAAUUCUUUUAUUUCAGACAAUUAAUAUCCAUAUAAUAACAGACAAAACAAGGCAGGAGAAAAAACAUCAAUCAACUGAUUGAACUGGCACAAAAGAAAUUGUGAACCUCUUAGAAAUAAUUAAAGGACAAGGCAAAAUAAAGAAUAAUGUUAUUUUACAAUAUAAGAAUUUUGAAAGCAUGAACACCUAUUGCUUUUACUGUUUUGUUGUUAAUGUCAUCAUUAUUAAUAUUGUUACUAUUUAGAUAUGCUAUCAAUGCUAACAUGAAGGCCUAAAUACCUUGUGGCUCAUGGACUGUAUUUCCGACUUUCAGAAUGGGUUCACUCAAAAAGGGGUUUGACAGCAGUUCCCUGGUCAUGGAUGGGCCUGUGUAAUGUUCAUCUUCACUUCUGCAGUACUGUUAUUUAUCUGUUAUAGAAUCGUGAAUAUUUACAUACGUUGGAAGUUAAAAUGCUGAGUAAUUACAGUAUUUUGUACUGUCAAUUAUUUUUCCAAACACUGCUUACUGAUAUACUAUAAACAGUCCCCACAGAAAUACUUGUUGAAAUACAACCAUUUCAUUUCAUUUUUGUGUUAAUAAAAUUGAAGAAACUUUGAAAACUA
Anneissia japonica is the source of this 4502-nucleotide messenger RNA. RefSeq names its product ecto-NOX disulfide-thiol exchanger 2-like. Lineage: Eukaryota; Metazoa; Echinodermata; Crinoidea; Comatulida; Comatulidae. Gene Ontology annotation, cellular component: plasma membrane; external side of plasma membrane. Bases 510 to 2615 code for a protein of 701 amino acids. Gene Ontology annotation, molecular function: protein-disulfide reductase activity; RNA binding. The transcript has 14 exons. Gene Ontology annotation, biological process: ultradian rhythm. The record is from RefSeq and is a predicted model, not a curated record.